Molecule: messenger RNA, 5489 nt
Organism: Moneuplotes crassus
Lineage: Eukaryota; Ciliophora; Spirotrichea; Euplotida; Euplotidae
Source: the annotation of a GenBank genome assembly
CAAAUAUGGGUUGAGGUUGAUUUUCUAAAAGCUCAGGCUACGAUAAUCGCAAGAAAAGAAGCGUUGAGAAUAGAGAACCUGUACUAAUAACAACUAAUAGAGAUUCUGCUCCUCCUGAGCCAGUCCAAGAUAUCUCUACGAAUAGUGGGAAGGAAGAACAUAAGAAAGAUAAAGUUCAGACAAAAGAGAGAACUAAGAAAAAGAAGAAACCCAAACCUAAGUAAGGCUAAGCCCAAGAGAGAGUUUUAUGAUUUAAGAAUAUUAUCAACAUCAGAUAAGAAGGCCAAUCCUUUAUGGAUAGGAAAUCAGAAGCAAAAUCUGGAUUUCCCUAUAUAUAAGUUCUUGGUGGAGAAGACUAUUCACGAAAUAGACUCUUCUAAACUGUCUACUCGUGAAGAAUGGCAAGAAAUUAAAAUAAGUUCUGAAUCAGAACACGAACUGGCUGAAAGACUGCUUAAAGGGAAUAAAUAACAAGAGAGAGUGGAUUCAUGAGUAUGUGUCUCUGUGUGACAGCAAACAAGAACCCAACUCUUUCUCUGCCCUGACCAAUCUCAGAAAUAUGGUUCAACUCUAUGAGCAGUUUAACUGGUAUGUCUGGGCCGUCGGGUACUUCUACUUCAAGAAUGAGUUUAGUGAAGAUAAGUUCGGGUUGCCAUCUCCAGCCAACGAUGCAUGGGUAGAAGGCUUUACAUGGAAAGGAGUUUACUUUAGGCUGAUCCCAUUGGAGCACUCAUAUUUGGUCAAAAGAGAGAUCGAAGCAAUUAAGCACAUCACCCUUGAGUUAGAAGAAUGCUCUGCUUUAGAAAAAUAAUUACGCUCAAAGAUUCAAAGUUGAUAUAGAUGAAUCAUAUCAUAAACGCAUACUCCCACCUUUACUAUCAAUAACCGAAUGUGGUAGCUUUGCAAUUUAUGGGUGUCCUGUAAUUCCAAUAGCUCGUCGGUCAAAAUCAGCCCCUUCAAUAUCGAUUAAAAAUCUACAGAAGGAAGAGAAUGUAGAUUUCUCUGACUCAAUGUUGCAAUUAAUGCCUUACCUUAGCAAGCUCACACCAGAAAAUUUAGUGCCUUUGAACUUGGAAGAUUUUGAGGACAAGUACAUAAUAAUUAACUGACACAAAGUUCUUCAGCCAUACCAACCUGAAGUAUUUUCUAAAUGAAUUAUCCGAAUUCCGGAAGAAGAGACAGAAGAGAUUUCUAUUUAUCAAUACCCUCUCAACAACUUGAUUCCUCUCGAAGAACUGAUUUCUCUGUUUGAUGGAAAAAUUGAGGAAAAUGAAGAACGAUCCUACAGUGAAAAGGAACUGAAAUCUAUCGCCAAGGAACGGAAACACAUCAGAGAAUGUAACUUCACUUCCCAUGGUUGCUAUAUGAAAAUUCUUCUGUACGACAGGAAUCAUGGAGAUGAUGACUCCAUGCAGGAGAAUGAUAGAGCUAAAGCAGUCUUUAUGUCUCGUGAUGAUCGUGUUUUCCGCAUGGCUGGCAUAAAGAACAAGCCAUCCACCAUUCCAUUCUUUACUAAUGACCUUCUGAGUCAUAAUAUUAUGGGUGAAUCAGAGAUAAUAACUGGUGACGUUCUCCUAGUCGUUGAACAAUGAGUUAAUAAUUUCAGAAUUCCAUAUGCAUUAGCUUAUAACAAGCCGAGUCGAAGGGCAGAGCUCUGCAUUGAGAAAUCAAUUGACAGGGCUCGAGAAGUGCUUGAGGUAAAUAACGACAUUACUUCUGACACAGCUUUGCUAGAAUUUUUAGCAAGAAAAGGAAUUCCGGAAAGCUCAGUCUGGAUUCUUUCAGUCAUUGUUAAAACAAAGCUGAUCAGUCAAAUCUGCAAAUGCAUCAUCCUCGCAAACACUGUUAAAAGAAUCGUUGACAAAGAAGUCUUUGUAAUGUCUAACUUUGAAGGGAAAGAUAAAAUUCCAAAGGGGAUCACCAAAGAGGGUGACCUCACUUCGCCUCUCUUCACUGAAAGGAUGACAUAUGUGAUAGAAAACAUUAUUAAGAACAACCUUGAUGAUGAGUCUAAGCUGGCCAAGAACCUGAUAAUGACUCUGUUCUUCUACAGACUAGAGUCUUUACCUUUUCAUAAUAACCUACAGUUCGAUAUGAGGACAAAGGAUUAUCUCCAAGGAAGGAAUAUUUUGAAGGAUGUCCUACAAGUCUCAGUGCAGAACCCGUUGCUGUUUCUUAAGACAGUUGAAAAUACCUGAAAUAUGAAGUUCUCCAAAGAGCUAAUUAGGAAAUGAGGGGUUGAUAAGUUCUCUAUCAUUCACUCUGAUGAGCCUCUCAAUGUGGACUAUCACAACCCAAAUGUAGAUGCAGAUAUGAAAAAUUAUGCACCCGUCUCUGUAAGAGAAAGGAUGUAUUUUGUCAUGGCCUCAUUCAUUUCUACUAGGGAAUCAAUUAUGCUUGAUGAAGCUAGUGCGGAAGGCUCCAAGAGUGAAGAAUCAGCCUCUGUUAAAAACUCCUACCUUGACGAUGACGAAGAAGAGUCAGACGAAGAAGAAAAUGAAGAAAGUAGUGAGAGAAAUAGCUCAGAUGAGGAAGAAGAUGAAGAUGCCAGUGAUGAGUCUUACGACUCAGUUGCUUCUUUGAAUAGAAAGGAAAACUCUCCUCCUUUUAAGCAAGCUAAAUUUGAAAAACAUGAGAAUAAAAUUAAUAGUGUUUACUCGAGUAGAAUGAGCAUGAUUAGUAGUCAUGACAAUGUGCUGAGAGCUUCUGCACCAAUGAUGAAUUUGAACAAGAAUUACAUUGAAAUUGAUAAUGAUUACAAGAAGUGUCAAUACUUGACUAAAGUCUUCCUCCAACUUCCACCCUGCUUAUACAGACUAAAGCUAUACAACAUAGAAGUUGAUUCAAAGGAUAUAUCUAGCAUUUCUAAUGCAACUCAAAUAGGAAACCACGCUGACUUCUUACAGGAAUGUUCAGUUUUGAAGCAAAAUUAUUCUCUGCAAACACUUGAUGACCUAAAUCGGUUGGUGAUGUUCUUAGAGAACUCAUUCAAAGAUGUUCAAUCAAUAGAGGGAGAUGAAUCUGCGUUCCUCGAAAUCUUAUUAAUCAACAACAUUGUUUUAUUCGUUUGCAAUAAAUUUGAAGACAUUUACAAAAACUUGGAAAAAUCAAGAGAGAUUCUGUUCAAUCUAUCAAAAUGCCCACUAGAGAUCAUCUCCAUGAUGCAAACAUUUACAGGUGUGCUCUUUGAGAAGGAAAACUUAGCAGAAUCUGAGAAGGAAUAUCUCAUGGCUCUUAUUCAUUAUUUCCCAAUUGUAUGUGAUCCCAGAGGAAGAGGUGCUUAUUCCUCAAACUAUCUUCUAGCAUUAACUUGGAAGGCAUCCAUGGUAGCUCAUUACUAUAAGAAAGAGAUAGAUGCAGAAUUGUGUGAGGAAUUACUAGAUGCAACUAUUCAUAAUAUUAACCAAGCUAAAACUUUGGAGCAUAUUAGCUCUUCUAGCUCUAAUGAAGACAAGAAGUGGGACAAGGUAUUUGGCCAACCGCCUACUAAGAACAAGUUUGCAAAGCCAGUUGGCACCUCAACCAUGAAGCCAACUCAAAGGGAUUCUAAUACUAAGAUUAAGAUAGAUGACAUCGAUGUUGAACUUUUGUCAAAUUUGAACGUUGACACUGGGGAUCCAUUUGAUGACUUCAAAUAUACUUUAACCGAAAAUAGAUUCUUGUUCUAUCACUGGGCACUUUAUAAAGACAAGGUAGAAGAUAUAGAAGAUUACAUGAAAUAUGGAGCAGGAAAUCAACUUGAUUUCUUUAUUCACCUGAUUCGUUCUAAUCCAUGAAUGUACAUGAGUGGGAAGAAAUUUACUAAAGCUCAGAUCAGAGACUUUACUUAUGGAGAUGGUGAAGGUGCAUUGAAUUUAAAAAGCACUUCUUCUAUCAUAUCAGGGAAGGAUCAUAUGUCAAGUUCUUUAUCGCAAGCCUCAUUCACAUCAAGCAUGAGUACCUCAGUGAAGGAGAAAAGACAGAGAUCUCUACAUCACGGUGUCUACCAGCACAUCCUCAACAAAGAGCAUUAUGCUCUCUCCAGAUCUGAAUGAGUUGGAGUUGCCUUUGUUUGGGGGACUGAUACCCAAGGUCAACUUGGCUGUGCCAAUAUAGCCAACAUGAAAUUUGACGAAAUGGAUGAUAACUUUAGAAGGUACUACCCUAGAAUUCUAAUCGGCUUGAAAGACCUAGUCAUCAAGGAGGUUUGCUGAGGGAACGAGCACUCUUUGGCUGUAACUUUGGAAGGAAAUUUAUAUUCCUGGGGUAACAAUUCAAAUCACCAGCUUGGAAUUGGCUAUAAUUCUUCUAAAAUAGUGAACCACCCUACAAGGGUGUAUAACAUAGAAAAUGUAGUCCAAAUAUCUUGUGGAUAUGAACACUCGAUGGCCUUGAAUGAUGAAGGAGAACUAUACUCCUGGGGACAUGGCGAAGGGGGACUUCUUGGACAUGGAGAAUUAGAUGAUGAAGCAACUCCUAAAAGAGUCGAAGAAUUUGUUAAAAAGGACCUCAGUGUGACAAAGGUUGCAUGUGGAGGACUCCACACCCUUGCCAUCGCAGGUGAAGGCAAAGUAUACACAUGGGGUAGAGCAGAAGGAGGACAAUUAGGACACUCUAAACAGCACCUUGAAAGCUUAGAAAGACUAGAUUUAGGAAUUUCUGUCCCUAUCUGAAUUAUUAAUGAUAAAGUUAUCGAAGAUAUUGCAGCUGGUGCUGCUCAUUCCUUGGCCCUCACAGAGAAUGGAGAAGUUUAUAGUUGGGGUCACAACGAUUAUGGCCAAUGCGGUCUUGGAUUUUCAGGUGAAAACUUUGAGCCAGGCACUGGAGGUGCACAAAGUUCUGUAUUUGAGCCCAGCCAAAUGAAAUCAAUAAAAGACAUAAAGAUGGAAAGUAUUUAUGCUGGAUCAACUUUCUCGAUGCUUCUCUCAGAAGAUCAGGAGCUGUAUGCUUGAGGAAUUAAUGACCUCGGUCAAUGCGGAAUCGAUACAGAGCAUGAGGAACUCCAAAAAUUUGAAAAGAUUAAAAACAAAGCUGCUAAUAACUUUGAAGUUCAGACAGAUAUAAGCGCCCCAAGAAAACUCGAAUGAUUCCAUGCAAUGGAAGUUAAGGGUGUUGCCUGUGGAGAGGACCAUUCAUUUGCUCUUAUAAACUCAGGAGAGAAGGAUAAGAAAAUGCUAUGGGGUUGGGGAAUGUAUAAAGCUGGCCAGCUUGGUCUUGGAAGAAUCAAAAAGAAAACAAAUCCAAGGCUUCUCCAAACUCUCUAUAAUUCAACUAUACUCAAAGAUAAAAUCUCAUGUGGAAGUUCUAAUACUUUAUGAAUAGUGGGAGACCCAGAGAAGUUCAAAGAAGAAUAUGAUGACAAUGCAACUGAAAUGCUCAAUAAAAGUUUCCAGAUUGAUUUUGAAAAUGAAUGAUGGGAUAUUGUUGAGCACCAAGAUGAAGAGAACUUCCAGCUCAGAAUGGCUGAGUAUAAUUAGCUAAUAAUAUUUUCCUUCAAUUAAAACAGCAAA